AGCAAACACAGAAUUGCAGAGAAGGAAAAAGUACAGAUCCAAUAACUGUACCGGGCCCACCAUGAAGCUGAGCUGCUGAGGUCCAAUAAGUGAGACUUUACAGAGCAGCAGCAGCUUUGUAAUUGGAAGAGAGAUGAGCUUUCAGGAUGUGCAGAAUGGCGGAGGAGGAAAGGGAAAGAAGGCAUCCGCAUCUCCGUCUCAGGCGGUGGCUGCCGGCAUAUUCCAGAUCAACACUGCCGUUGCCACUUUCCGUCGACUCGUUGAUGCCAUCGGAACUGUCAAGGAUACGCCCGAUCACCGCCAAAAGCUCCACAGUACGAGGCAACGGAUACUCCAGCUUGUCAAAGACACUUCUGCUAAACUCAAAUCCCUGAGCGAAUCGGAUCGCCACACCAAUGUCAAUCCCCGUAAGCAGAUUGAAGAUGCCAAGCUUGCAAAAGAUUUUCAAACCACACUCCAAGAAUUCCAGAAAGUUCAACAGCUUGCCUCUGAGCGCGAGUCUACUUACAUGACAACCGCAACCUCUGCUGCAUCUGCCUCUGCCUCUGGCGAGUAUUUGGAACCAACCAGGGAUGAUUACCGUCAGCCUUUCCUUCAGGAGCAAAAGAGACAGGAAGUAGUGCUGCUGGAUAAUGAGAUUGGCUUCAAUGAGGCAAUAAUUGAGGAAAGGGAACAGGGUAUUAAAGAUAUUGAAGAACAAAUUGGAGAAGCUAGUGAAAUAUUCCGGGACCUCGCAGUUCUUGUUCAUGAGCAAGGUGUUGUCAUUGAUGACAUUCAUUCAAACAUUGACAACUCUUCUGCUGCAACAAUCCAAGCUAGAGUUCAGCUAGCAAAGGCUUCCAAAGGUGUUAAAACAAGAUCUUCGUGGUGUUGGUGGGUGCUGGCACUUGUCGUAGUGGUGGUUGUAGUCGUUCUCAUUAUCCUUAUCAUAUAAUUUGCAAGUACAUAUACAGUCUCAUUGUGCCUCUGCGUGACAAAAUGACAACGGGUGUGGUAGAUUAUUUGUUCUAAAAGACUUUCUGGUUGAUAUAUUUUUGGUACAAGAGUUAGAAAUCCCUUUUCGUUCAUGUGUCUUUUACUUUGGGCAGGUUUUGGUUGUUUUUAUUGGUAAAUUAGCAAUCGUGUAACCUCUAUAAUGUUUGUUGUUUCUUCGGCUUCUCAUUUGUAAUUUGUUGGUCUUGAAUGUGGAUCACUAGCCUUUGC
Molecule: messenger RNA, 1203 nt
Organism: Argentina anserina (silverweed cinquefoil)
Lineage: Eukaryota; Viridiplantae; Streptophyta; Magnoliopsida; Rosales; Rosaceae
Product: syntaxin-22-like
Exons: 7
Coding region: 134-934 (266 amino acids)
Biological process (GO): vesicle fusion; intracellular protein transport; vesicle-mediated transport
Cellular component (GO): membrane; endomembrane system; SNARE complex
Molecular function (GO): SNAP receptor activity; SNARE binding
Source: RefSeq, a predicted model, not a curated record